AUGCCUGUGAGACGCGGUCAUGUUGCGCUCCAGAACACCUACCUGGACACUAUCAUCAGGAAAUUCGACGAGCAAAAUCGCAAGUUUCUGAUCGCCAACGCCCAGAUGAAGAACUGUGGCAUCAUCUACUGCAACGAAGGAUUCUGCCAGAUGUUUGGUUUUGCCAGGGCGGAGAUCAUGCAGCAGCCUUGUACCUGCCAGUUCUUGGUGGGGCCCGGCACCAUGAAGAGUGCCUUGGCCCAACUGGCUCAGGCUCUGCUAGGCUCCGAAGAACACAAGGUGGAGAUCCUCUACUACGAUAAGGAAGGUACCUGCAGGCCGUGCUUGGUGGACAUUGUCCCUGUAAAAAACGAGGAAAGCAUCGUCAUCAUGUUCAUCCUUGACUUCCAGGAGCUGAUUGAUCCUACUCUCAAGAAGUCAGGCCUCAGGAACAGAUUCGCCCAAGGAUUGAUUUACUACUUUCCCCCCUCAGGUCAGAAUCGCAGGUUGAAGAUGAGGCUGCCGGUGCUGCGGUCCAUGCAACGACCUUCACUUUCCAAAGAUCAGUUUGAAGGAGUGGUAGUGGACUACCUGCAGCCAAACAGCGAGGACGUCCCCCUCAAAGAGUUUCGAAUCCCGUCGAAAGAGUGCUGCUUGCAGUCUGAGACAGAAGCCCUGAUAGAACAGGAUCUGGAUCCUCCCUCCUCUGCAGCCCAGUCCUCCACCAAGCGGCGCUCCCUGCUGACAGACUGCUUGGACCCCGACAACGCCUUCCCCAGGGGGGCCUUACCUCUGAGCUGUUCCCGGGAAAGUGUCCGCAGCCUCCGACGCGCCUCAUCACUGGACAAGAUUGAUGGCAUGAGGGCAGAAUGGAGCAAUCAACCUGGUGACUCCCGAACAAACAGCAAUCUGAAGCCCAGCACUCUGAACUCCACGUCGGACUCAGACCUGAUGCGACAUCGGACCAUCGGCCGCAUUCCUCAGGUCACUCUCACCUUUGGCUCGGACCGGAUGGGACCUCCUUCACCCACUGAAAUUGAAAUCAUCGCGCCCAGCAAGAUUAAAGACCGAACCCAAAACGUCACCGAGAAGGUCACUCACGUCACUCAGGUGUUGUCUCUCGGUGCUGACGUGCUGCCAGAGUACAAACUCCAGGCCCCACGCAUCCACAAAUGGACGAUCCUUCACUACAGCCCCUUCAAAGCGGUAUGGGACUGGGUCAUCCUGCUGCUGGUGAUCUACACCGCCAUCUUCACACCGUACUCGGCCGCCUUCCUUCUCAACGAGGUGGAGGAAGAGCGGAGGAGAACCUGCGGCUACACCUGCGACCCGCUCAACGUGGUGGACCUGGUGGUGGAUGUCAUGUUCAUCGUGGACAUCCUCAUCAACUUCAGGACCACCUACGUCAACCACAACGAUGAGGUGGUCAGCCAGCCGGGACGCAUCGCGCAGCACUACUUCAAGGGCUGGUUCCUCAUCGACAUUGUGGCCGCCAUCCCCUUCGAUCUGCUCAUAUUCCGCUCCGGGUCUGAGGAGCCUCAGACAACAACUCUGAUUGGUUUGCUGAAAACAGCCCGACUGCUGAGGCUGGUACGAGUGGCCAGGAAGUUGGACCGUUACUCAGAAUAUGGAGCUGCGGUUCUUUUCCUCCUCAUGUGCACGUUCGCCCUCAUCGCUCAUUGGCUGGCCUGUAUCUGGUAUGCCAUCGGCAACGUGGAGCGCACAAGUUCUGCUCGCAUUGGAGGCUUGAAGAUCGGCUGGCUGGACAACCUGGCUGAGCAGAUUGGUAAACAGUACAAUGACAGUGAUCCAGCCUCGGGCCCGUCCAUCAAAGACAAGUAUGUUACAGCCCUGUACUUCACCUUCAGCAGCCUGACCAGUGUGGGAUUUGGGAACGUCUCACCCAACACCAACCCAGAGAAGAUCUUCUCUAUCUGUGUCAUGCUCAUUGGCUCUCUGAUGUACGCCAGCAUCUUUGGUAACGUGUCGGCCAUCAUUCAGAGACUGUACUCCGGCACGGCCCGGUACCACACUCAGAUGCUGCGGGUCAAAGAGUUCAUCCGUUUCCACCAGAUCCCAGGAGGCCUGAGACAGAGGCUGGAGGAGUACUUCCAACAUGCCUGGUCCUACACCAACGGCAUAGACAUGAAUGCUGUUUUGAAGGGUUUCCCUGAGUGUCUGCAGGCUGACAUCUGCCUCCAUUUGAACCGCAGCUUGCUGCAGAACUGCAAAGCUUUUCGAGGUGCCAACAAAGGCUGCCUGCGAGCUCUGGCCAUGCGAUUCAAGACCACCCACGCUCCACCGGGUGACACUCUGGUCCACAGUGGGGACAUUCUCACCGCCGUCUACUUCCUCUCUAGAGGCUCUAUAGAGAUCCUCAGGGACAAUGUGGUGGUGGCUAUACUAGGGAAGAACGACAUCUUUGGUGAACCCAUCAGUCUGUAUGGGAGGCCAGGUAAAUCCAGCUCUGACGUCAGGGCUUUGACCUACUGCGACCUUCACAAGAUCCUGAGAGAGGACCUGCUGGAGGUGCUGGACAUGUAUCCCGACUUCUCUGACAAGUUCUGGAACAACUUGGAGAUCACGUUCAACCUGAGAGAUGUAGAUAGAAUACACCAGCCAACCCCGGGCAGGGACUCUGAUUGUGGCUACCGGCGGACAAGGCAUCGGAGAAGCUCCCUGCGUCGUCGCAACCGACCUGACGGCAUGGACCGUGAAGACUCCUACCCCGAUCAGUCCUGCACAAUGGCAAACCAUCACCAAGGCACGACAGAAGGAUCCCAUUGGGAAGACCUCUGCAGCAGCGCUAGCAACUGUUCGCAGUCUAGUGAUGAGGAGAUGAAGCCUGUGGGACACAGAAUGGGGGAGCUGUACCCCACAGGGGGUGACACCAGAGACUACCCCCCAGCUGUGGUCAACGUCCUUCCUCACAGUGGACCCUCAGCUGAGAUGGGACCGCCUGUAGACCUCGUAGGACCGCCAUACUCAGCAGCUGCACCCAUCAGCAUGUCAGGCAUGUACAGCUACUGGCCAGAACGCAAAGCCAGCCAGUUAUCAGAGAGUAAGAGACGAGCGUCGUCAGCCAGGGCCACUUUCCACCGUCCACUCUGCGCUCAGGAUCGGCCCAGCGAGCUGGAGUCCAGGCUGGAGCUGCUGCAGUCCCAGUUAAACAGGCUGGAGACCCGAAUGACAGCAGACAUCAAUGUGAUCCUGCAGCUCCUGCAGAGGCAGAUGGCCCCCGUGCCUCCGGCCUACUGCGCUGUGUCUCCCAGCCCUCACCCGCCUCCACCGCCUCACCCCACCACCCUGUACAGCACAGGAGCACCCACAAUCCACACUGUCCCUCCAAUCCAGCCUGCACAGAUCAACAGCACUGCCUCUCUCCUACAGAGUCCCGACUCGGACUGCAACCACAAAUUUAAGGACUCCCUGUCCAGCGGGAUCCAUCUCACUGUGACCUCUGAUGACACAAUGUCCAUGUCGCCGGAGGCCGAUCCACCUCAUCUGCCCGCUGUGGACAUCACCCCUCCUCAAUUUUCAGGGGCUCAUGAGCUUCCUGGACUGCUAUGUGUCAGCCAGCGGUUUCCCUCCCUCCCUGAGCACCUGGAGACCUCCAGAGAGAUGCAGAAGAUCCAGAGGCAUGUCUCUAACCCUGUCUUACCAGGCAGCUAGAACACCAACACCUCACAAAAGCCUGGUCCUUCGGACGGGACAGCCAUAUGUUCUCCACUCUGUUACUCCCUUUUCCCUUCCUUCAAACCUCCUCUGUCCUGCUCAGAUGCUGCUGUAGGGCGUGGGAUGCCUUGCCUUCCACGUCACUGAGGGUUCAGAGUGCCUCUUGUUUCUGACGUACAGACUCUACGCCGCCCUCACAGGCUGCUGUGGUUUCGUGCUCCAGCGCCCCCUUCACACCUGAGGUCCCGUGCAAUGAAGACGUUAUUCCUGCCCAGCAGGGUGGGCAAUUUGUGAAGUUGACAGUUAAUACAUACAAACAUAUACAUGCGUCACGCAGUCGCAUCUCUUCAAGGUUUUCUAGAAGAGAAGUGAAAUGUCUUUUAUGUCUCAUGUGAAGAAUUAUCUGCAUUCACUUUGUAUAAGAAUUGCACAUUUAGACUUAGAAUAAUGUAAUCAUUUAUAUGGAAUAGAAUUUAUUUUCCUAAUAUUAGAGAUGUAAUGGUCACAUUAAGAACGAUACAUCUAGUAAAUGUAAUAAACUAUGAGUGUAAUAAGUUAGAGACUUACUUUUGUUGUUUUGGUGUAUGUUGAAACAAUAUCAAAAGGCAUACUGUAGCUGUCUGGCACACUGUGAAGGAUGACGGGCUCAAGGAAAAGUGUAAUUCUCAUCUCGUAUUUCAUGUUCUUGUUAGAUGGCUCAUUUGAUCAUGAGAAAGUAUUACAGCGUACACAACCAAGCAGAGCAGAACAAUGUCACGGCUCCUUGUACAUGAACACGUAGCUCUUACAGUUUUGUUUUGAUCAUGACUGCUUUGCUUUGGUUUCCCUUAUUUCUGUGUCUGUUUGAAGUCAAGCAACUAUUUUUUUCACAGUCACAUGAGUUCAUAAUGUACCUGAUGUGUUUAUCUGAAAGUGCCAACAUUAGAGGACUUCUUCUCUUGACCGUGAUACUUAAACAGGUAAAGGGAAAAACUGCAGAAGGUUGUUUUAUGUCCACUGAGUGACAAGUGGAGUGGACGGUAACUGUGAAUCACACGCAGACACAGAUGUUGCCUCGAGGCAUCUUCUGUUAAGAAGAUCUCACAGCUCCAACCACAAGGUGAAUGUAAUGACUUUUUAAGCAUUUAUAUUUCUGUAUAAGGUUUCUUGAAGCACAAAUUCCUGUUAUUUAUCUUUUUUUUUUUAGAUUAAAGACACACAGCAGAGUUACACUGGGAGUCCAAAAUGCUUCUUUUUUCUUUUCAGAUUACUGACAGGCCGCAUCUCUGUAGUGUCUCACAGUGCAGGAGAAACUUUCUGCAAGUAUUCACUGAAACUACGAGUCUGAUUCAACUGAUGGACUUUCUUAGACGACUGAACAUGUAUGUAAUGUGUGUAUGCAGAGUUAUGAAUGACUUCUGAAAGUUCAAUUUUGAGUUGUGUAAUGAGAACUUUAUACUUCUUACCAGAGUACUUUUAUUUAAUAGUUGUUUUGAAGAUUGCGAUUUUGAAAACCUAUACUCUGCUCCUAAAAUAUGAUGCAUUGUUAUACACAUUAAAUUAACCAACAGUACAUUUACAGUGCCGCAAGAAAGUUUGUUCCUUCAAUUCCCAAAACUGGAUAAAAAGGACCGAGUUAAACAACACAAAACAAUAUACUAAUUUAUUUAUUUAGCAAAAGUAUCCAACAUUGAAUGUCUUUGUUGUAAAAAAAGUAUGUGAAGGAUUAUCUGUUCAUUUCAAGGGGUGGCUGGAGUCAGGUGUUUCGAUCAAUGGGAUGACAAUCAGGUGUGAGUUUAGCGUUCUCUCUAUUAAAAAUAUAUAAACCUGAGUCGUUACUAUCAAAGCCUGGUCUUUCCUACACUGCGGUUGUGGAAUUGUGACAUGCAGUGACACCCUAACCCUGUCACAUGUGGUCGUCCAACAAAAAUCCCUCUAAGAGCAAAGCGUGUUCUACUCCAGGAAGUCACGAGGAACCUCCAGGGUGAUGUCUUUCUUGCAUCGGCUAAUGUCAAUGUUCACGAGUCCACCACCAGACUGUAACUAACAAUAAUGGUGCGUGUGGCAGCAAACAAGUAACCAGUGUCCAAGAACAGUGCUUGUGUUGUUUGAAUUUGCUAUCCUGUCACAUGAAACACACGUUCACGCCAGCUAACAGUUCAAACCCUGGUGCCCCCUCUACAUGUACAUCUUUCAAAGUAUGGAGGACAAAAAGUGACUAUGGUAUCAAGAAAUAAAAGUGUAUACGUAGAAGCAUAAGAAAUCCUGAAAGAAAUAAAAGUUGAUAAUUUAAC
Cottoperca gobio is the source of this 5927-nucleotide messenger RNA. It is a transcript of the gene kcnh6a, whose product is annotated as potassium voltage-gated channel, subfamily H (eag-related), member 6a. The record is from RefSeq and is a predicted model, not a curated record. Bases 1 to 3651 code for a protein of 1216 amino acids. The transcript is spliced from 16 exons. NCBI's taxonomy places the organism in Eukaryota, Metazoa, Chordata, Actinopteri, Perciformes, Bovichtidae. Gene Ontology annotation, molecular function: inward rectifier potassium channel activity. Gene Ontology annotation, cellular component: plasma membrane. Gene Ontology annotation, biological process: regulation of ventricular cardiac muscle cell membrane repolarization; potassium ion transmembrane transport; regulation of heart rate by cardiac conduction.